Messenger RNA from Anarrhichthys ocellatus (wolf-eel), 3246 nucleotides. It is a transcript of the gene brd7, whose product is annotated as bromodomain containing 7. The coding region runs from base 57 to 1898 and encodes 613 amino acids. Gene Ontology annotation, biological process: regulation of transcription by RNA polymerase II. The record is from RefSeq and is a predicted model, not a curated record. Gene Ontology annotation, cellular component: nucleus. The transcript is spliced from 17 exons. NCBI's taxonomy places the organism in Eukaryota, Metazoa, Chordata, Actinopteri, Perciformes, Anarhichadidae.
CAAAACCACAGAGAUCAGAGAGAGCGACCAGCCGGUGCCAGAUCAAAAUACAAACAAUGGGCAAGAAGCACAAAAAGCAUAAGUCCGAAAAACACGGACAUGAAGAGUACGGAGAGAGACCGCUGAAGCUGGUGUUGAAGGUGUCCGGAAACGAGGUGACGACGGGAAGCUCGAGUCUGGAUACAUUUUAUGACGAACAGCCGGCGGACUACGACAAACCCAAAGAGAAGAAAAAGAAAAAGAAGAAGGAUAAAGAGAAGAGUUUAGGGUCUCCGGAGGAUGACAGAGGAAAGAAAAAGAUGACAAAGAAGAAGAAAGGACAGGAAGCAGAAGAUGAUGAACGGAGCAGAACUCCCAUACGUUCAGAGCUGGAUAAACUGGAAGAAAGGGAACAAACUCCUCUGCAGGAAGCUUUGAACCAGCUCAUCAGGCAGCUUCAAAGGAAAGAUCCCAGGGCGUUCUUCUCGUUCCCGGUGACAGACCUCAUUGCACCUGGCUACUCUAUGAUCAUCAGACGGCCUAUGGACUUCAGUACAAUGAAGGACAAAGUAAAGAAGGGUUACUAUCAGUCGUUGGAUGAAAUCACGGGGGAUCUCAGGGUUAUGUGCGAAAAUGCCAUGAUUUACAACAAACCGGAGACGAUUUACCAUAAAGCAGCUAGAAAACUGUUACACUCUGGAUUGAAGAUCUUGAACCAGGAAAGACUGGAGAGCCUGAAGCAGAGCAUAGACUUCAUGUCUGGCCUCGACCCUUCUGCCAAACUGCCGGGAAAGACUGAGGACCAAGGGGGCACCAGCCUGGACCAGAACAGAGAAGGACCCUCCACCACAGGCACCAGCGAGAGAUCCCAGACACCCGGCACAACCAGACAGGAAAAGGACUCCAAGGACGAGGCUGCAAAGGUAGAGAAAGAGCUUCAGGAAAUCCGCAAGGUCAUCGAGGAGUCUGGAGGAAAGCUGUCCAACAGAGUGCUGCAGUGUGAUUUGGAGUUUGCAAGGCGAAAGUCUGACGGCUCCACCACAAUGGCAAUCCUCAACUCAGCUGAUCCAUCAGCAGGAGAUGCUGGUUACUGUCCCGUGAAACUGGGCAUGAUGUCCAAUCGGCUGCAGAGCGGUGUGAACAGCCUGCAGGGCUUCAGGGAGGAUAAGAGGAACAGGAUCACUCCAGUGUCCUACGUCAACUACGGGCCGUUCACCUCCUACGCACCCACCUACGACUCCAGCUUCGCCAACGUCAGCAAGGAGGAUUCUGACCUCGUGUUCUCUCUCUAUGGAGAGGAGUCCCAGCCUCUGGGCUCAGACAGCUUGUCAAAGUUCCUCGCCAAGUCAGACGAGUAUGUGUACAAACUGGCGGACAAUGUUCUGGAUGCAAUGACGAACGGCGAGCAUUCAAAAACCCUGAAGGAAGCCGUGCCGGUGGAGGAGGACACAAACGCACAAAAGGACGCGGAGGACAUGGAGAUGGUUAAACCCGAAGCAUCCAACUGCAACAGGCUCGACUUCCUGCGCUCUGCUGCAGGCCUGCAGAUGGCUGAGGAGCUCUCUGGGGAGGCCCUGCACUUCCAGCAGAAAUUGGACGAGACUACAAAGCUCCUGCGUGACUUGCAGGAAGCACAGAAGGAGCGUCUGAGCACUAAGCAGCCACCGAACAUGAUUUGCUUGAUGGCACCAACUGCCAAGGAGCUGGAGCUGGCUGAGAAGGUAACCGGGAACUUAGCCGAGUUGACUGGUCAAGUGGCCCCCUGUGACGUCAGCAGUGUCUAUGGCAUCAGGAAGGCCAUGGGCAUCGCUGCUCCUCCAGAACCACCCGGGCCCUUCAUUGACCUCACCACAGUUCAGGAGACGGCAGAACCAAUGGAGUCCUUGUCCGGUGGUCCAGUUCCAGUCAUCACUGUAUGAUGAAGUUCCAACCACCGUUACUGUUUGAUAAGUUAAGUUUUGUAUGAAAGGUGCUUUUUGUGUGACAUUUGUAUGCAUUUCAGUCAUUAAACCUCUUUUUAUAUACAAGUCUUGGCUCUUGUGAAAUAUUGUAUGACAAACUGCAGACAUAGGAAAACAUUUAUUACAUUCUGUAGCUGUACAAAAUUCAAUGUCACAUUUGUUCACAUAAAGGCCAAUACAUUAUUAUUAUUAUUAUUAUUAUUCAACCACAAUUACAGACAAAGUGACGGUCUCAAAAGAUAAGGCCACAAGACGAAUCAAGUUUCAGAGACGCGCAGCGCCGACAGCUGUUCAUCUGAGCUGGAGCUAGAAAACCAUUCACAGCAGGCAGAUUGUUGGAUCACGCAGACUUAAGGACACCAAGGAGAGCGUCACAGGCUUCCCUCAUUGCAGCAUUAAUGCAGACAAGCAGAAUAUACACUUGGAACAGAUGAUGUACAUACAGCACACGGAUUUGUGUAUUUCCUUUUGAAAUGCAGCAACUAUCUCGUCGUAUAUGUAAAAUCAACCAGUCGUUUCUAACUACACAGCUGGAACCUAAAAGCUUGGCCAGAGAGUGAAACUUAGUACUUCUAUUGAUGUCAAAUAUUUCCCCAAGACAGAAGCAAGAAAAGAGUUUUUAUAUAUUUAUCCUCUGCACAGCCUGUUUCUGUUAUUGAAACGGCUCCGUCUAUCCGCCUCACAUAUGGCAUGCUCAUUACACAGUAACAGAGCAGUGUGCCCAUCCGGUCUCAAAACUGGAAAACCAGAUGGGUUUCAAAUUAUGAUCCAAACAGAAUCCAUUGUUUUGUUUUUAAAGGACCACAGAGGUCUUCAAAAAACAUAUCACAACCGUAUUUGGCAUUAGUACAAUGCGCUUUUUUUAUUUUUCUAUCGCAAACAACAUCUAAGUUAAAGACAAAAAGUACAAAAGUGACUGAUCACUAGACGUAAAUGUAUGUAGAAAAACAACCGAUCAUCUCUCCACCAUGACCGCCACAUCCUGAGCCGUUCAACAGGUCUGGAGUAGAAAGUGUUGAUCGAGUGUCGAAUCCAACAAACACAGCAAAGUCCUCAGUAUUUUCAUUCAUUACCAUCACAGGAAACACAGUCUGUAUCACAGUCUAUUCUGUCUCAACACUUGUGGAGUCUAUAAACUCUUGGCUUGAGUCUGUCUCCAGUUGUGGCGUUUGUGUCGCCCUGGCCUCAGGUCAGACCCAUACCUUGCUGCUUGCUCAUGUCGGUGCACACAAAGAAGGUUUUCAGCUCCCCUUUGCCCUUGACGUUGAUGAGUCCCCGACACUCGCACGAGUAGCCCAGCCUGUGC